CUCCGUGGGAAAGCUCCGGCAGAGGGGUCACCAGUCCAGUCUGCAGCCGACACACGGGCCACCUGCCCCGGACUAUUUACCGGACAGGCACCGCUGGAGAAACAGCUCCUGGAAGCUUUUACACUGAAACAUUUGCUGACUGAUGACUUGUUUUUUUCUGGAGGGAUCAUUAAUCUCACAUUCUGCAGGAGGAAAAACUUUUGCUUUCUGGGACGGAAACUAACCUGAAACUCGAGCGUCUCCUGGAUUAAAUAAAACCGAAAAAAAACCACUCAAUACCUCCCAUAAUAUUCCUGUAAGAGCCUCUCACUCACCAGUGCUUUUCUAAUAGUUUAAAAUAUUUUGAUUUGAUAUUUUGGUCUUUUUGUGUAUUUUUUAAAUAAACUGUAAUAAACCUCCACGCCUCCACCCGGGGAGUGACGGACAGCUCUCCCCGCCGUCCCUGCACCAUGAAGCGGCCGUGUGAGGACAGCAGCUCGGCAGAAAGCGACGUGGAGGAGACCAUCGAUGUGGGCAGUGAGAGCAUUUAUCCCGGGCACAUGAAGGCAUCGUAUACAAGAUGUGGAUCCCCGACCACGACCACUCAAGUGAUGGCGAGGAAGAAGCGCAGAGGGAUUAUCGAGAAGAGACGCAGAGACAGAAUCAACAACAGCCUGUUGGAGUUACGGAGGCUCGUCCCCACAGCGUUCGAGAAGCAGGGUUCAGCUAAACUGGAGAAGGCGGAGAUUCUGCAGAUGACUGUGGACCAUCUGAAGCUGCUGCAGGCGACGGGAGGGAAAGGUUAUUUCGACGCCCAUGCUCUGGCCCUGGACUUCCUGUCUCUGGGUUUCCGGGAGUGUGUGACGGAGGUUUCCCGCUACCUGAGCGCCGUGGAAGGCCUGGACUCCGGCGACCCGCUGCGCUCCCGCCUCCUCUCCCACCUCACCUCCUGCGCCUCGCAGCGUGACGCCGCCGCCCUCGCCUUGACCUCUCAUUCGCCACAUCACCACCAGCAGCCGCAGCCUCACCCUUCGCCUCACCCCUUCCACCCCCAUCACUGGGCUGCUGCGGCCGCUGCCAUCGCUGCGGCGGCUGCGUUUCGGCCUCUGCCGUACGGACUGAGCAGGCUCUCUGUUUCUCCAGAAGCUGGAGGAGGUGGAGCCCCCCAGAGGCUGGCGGAGUUGUCACAACGUAGCGUCGCCUCCUCCUUUUCCUCCUACGCAGACUCCACCACCUCCUCCUGUCCUUCCUCCUCCUCCUCUUCUUCCUCGUCUCUCACGCUCCCCUGCGGCCCCGCUCCUCUCUCCGGCUCCCUCCUCUCCUUCUCAGCGUCGUUUCCCAUCGCCCUCCACGGAGGUUUCCCCAUCGUUCCUCCCUCCUCCUUCAUCUCCACCACCGCCACCGCCAGCCCUCCCAUCUCCUCUGUCUCCUCCUCCUCCUCCUCGUCCUCCCAGACUCCUCACAGCAGCAGCAGUAAGCCCUACAGGCCGUGGGGGACUGAGGUCGGAGCUUUCUGACCGCUUCACUGACUUUGUUGCAGACUAACAUCUGACCUGCUGACCCGCUGACUGUUUUAACAGCCUGGAAAACACUUUUACCACCAGUGAACGAAACUAAUGAACAGUUUUACUGACUUGUUUUAACACUUGACCUCUUCUUCUAUUAACUUGUUAACCUUUGAGGUGUUUUUUUGAUUGUUUUCCAUCUGCUGAUUUCACGAAGUGACCAGUUCUGAUCCAAACUUCUGCACAGAGAACCAAAACCAAAAGUUUUUAUAUGUUGCCUUUCUCCUUUUUGUUCAUACUUACUGAACUGUGACCUCUAAAGUCUGCACAUCUAUUGAUGAGACUGCUCUGUUUAAUGUGGACUCGUGCCAGACAUCGCUGGAAAGCUAAAAUCCUUGUGAUUCAAUUGAUGGAAACCAUUUCAAGAUACAAGCACGGCAGCAGAUACAAUCAACGCCAACAACACACAAACAACCAUUUUUAAAACUGAGGCAACUUACAAAUGAGGUUAUCAUAGCUGUCCACUGAUCAGUAACAAAAACACUACAGUAAUCCAAUGAAAUUAGCCAAUUUUCCACGAUUCCUCCAUCAUAACUUCGGUAAGGAUGUAGCCAACAGCAGCCAACCAGAGCCUGUGUUGAAAGCAUGUGCCUCCUUAGAAAUCCUUUGAUAUGCUGCUUCAGUGGGUUAUUUACAGAUAAAUCAAGGAGAUCAGUGCAAAUAGAACAACGGUAAAUAUAGUAAAUGACCUAAAUAUAAAGAUAUAUAGACUAAAUAUAAGUACAGAUACCCUCAGUAUGAAUAUAUGUGGCCUAAAUAUAGAUUACCUGAAUAUAAAUAUACAUGUUUAUCUAAAUAAACAUAGUAAAUGGCCUUUUUUUGGACAACACCUAGACAUAUCAUUAGAAAACCAUAUGUGAACUACUCAGUUUAUGUGGUGUUGUUCAUUUUUAUUGAACUUGGACCAGGUUAAGGCUUCAUGCUGUGGUCUCAUUGUGGUUUAUAGUAUUAGCAAAUCCAAUUAAAAGACCCAAAACCAACAGUUAGUGUAUCUAACAAGUACUUCACAUCUUCAGUAGGAACGUGAUGAAAUGACAGACAGGAAACCGUUUGCCUGAGUCCUUUUCAGGAUUUUUAUGACAAUAACAAAAACUAGAAUUACAGCAGACUUGUCGUUUAAAACCUGCAGACUUUCCGACCGUGUGGCAAAAAAUGAUGAACCAAAAUUUGCCUCCGAGAUAAUCAGCUCACUGACGUUUAACCCAACUAACGGGAACGGACACUUUUUAAAGAGAAUCUAUUAACUGGGAAUGAAAUCGCUCUCAAACGUUACCACUAAAGACCUGCAGAAACCAGUUUAGUCUCAGACAUCUGUGUGUUCAGACUGGUGCAAACCAGGAUGAAGACCAACGUAUUUGCUUUUCUGUGGUUUAAAUGUAAACUGUCAGUGAAUUUACCAUCAAAACUCUGAUUCGCUG
Molecule: messenger RNA, 2962 nt
Organism: Chelmon rostratus (copperband butterflyfish)
Lineage: Eukaryota; Metazoa; Chordata; Actinopteri; Chaetodontiformes; Chaetodontidae
Gene: hey2
Product: hes-related family bHLH transcription factor with YRPW motif 2
Exons: 5
Coding region: 450-1496 (348 amino acids)
Biological process (GO): anterior/posterior pattern specification; regulation of transcription by RNA polymerase II; regulation of neurogenesis
Cellular component (GO): nucleus
Molecular function (GO): RNA polymerase II cis-regulatory region sequence-specific DNA binding; protein dimerization activity; DNA-binding transcription factor activity, RNA polymerase II-specific
Source: RefSeq, a predicted model, not a curated record